Molecule: messenger RNA, 1083 nt
Organism: Colletotrichum spaethianum
Lineage: Eukaryota; Fungi; Ascomycota; Sordariomycetes; Glomerellales; Glomerellaceae
Product: calcium-transporting ATPase 1
Exons: 2
Coding region: 1-1083 (360 amino acids)
Biological process (GO): calcium ion transmembrane transport; intracellular calcium ion homeostasis; manganese ion transport
Cellular component (GO): endoplasmic reticulum; plasma membrane; Golgi membrane
Molecular function (GO): ATP binding; P-type calcium transporter activity; ATP hydrolysis activity
Source: RefSeq, a predicted model, not a curated record
AUGAUCACGGGUGACGCCGAGACCACUGCUAUGGCAAUUGGCCGACAGCUCGGCAUGCCGAUCGCGAAGCCGAUCGAACAUGCUUCUAGUCAAGCAUCUGUGCGGCCUGUUCUGAGGGGUGAGGACGUCGAGGCCAUGUCUGAGCAGGAGCUUUCACACGCCAUUCAACAUACUACGAUCUUUGCUCGCACGAACCCAGACCAUAAACUAAAGAUCAUUCGCGCUUUUCAGGCCAGAGGCGAUAUUGUCGCCAUGACUGGAGACGGCGUCAAUGACGCCCCCGCGCUGAAGAGAGCAGACAUUGGCAUUUCCAUGGGGUUGCAUGGAACCGAUGUUGCGAAGGAGGCGGCGGACAUGAUUCUUACAGACGACGACUUCUCAACCAUCCUUCGAGCAAUCGAGGAGGGCAAAGGAAUCUUCAACAAUAUCCAGAACUUCCUGACGUUCCAACUGAGCACCAGUGCUGCUGGUCUGUCUCUUGUCUUAUUCUGCACAAUCCUCGGCUUCAAAUCGCCCCUUAAUGCGAUGCAGAUUCUCUGGAUCAAUAUCAUUAUGGAUGGUCCGCCUGCGCAGUCGCUCGGCGUCGAGGCUGUUGACGCCGAUGUCAUGAACCGCCCUCCUCGCAAGCGUAAUGACGCGGUGCUCACAAGGAAGCUCCUUUACCGAGUCUUGACAUCGGCAUCAAUCAUCAUGAUGGGCACCAUGCUCGUCUACAGACGUGAGAUGCUUGCUGAUGGUGAGGUUAACCGCCGCGACACAACCAUGACUUUCACUUGCUUUGUACUAUUCGACAUGUUUAAUGCCUUGGCCUGCCGAUCUGAAUCAAAGUCGGUAUUGCGAGGCGAAGUCGGACUUUUCUCAAAUACCCUCUUCAACUGGGCGGUCUCGCUCAGUAUCGCGGGCCAAUUGCUCGUUAUAUACUUCCCCUGGCUACAGGAGGUCUUCCAAACAGAGGCCUUGGGCUUCUUCGAUCUUGUCGGCCUGUUGGCUCUUUGCAGCACGGUGUUUUGGGCGGAUGAGUUUAGAAAGUACUGGAACUACUCAAGACGGCGCAUGGGCGGUGGUUACAGUCAGGCAGUGUAG